Molecule: messenger RNA, 5652 nt
Organism: Xyrauchen texanus (razorback sucker)
Lineage: Eukaryota; Metazoa; Chordata; Actinopteri; Cypriniformes; Catostomidae
Product: calmodulin-regulated spectrin-associated protein 1-B-like
Biological process (GO): neuron projection development; cytoplasmic microtubule organization; negative regulation of microtubule depolymerization
Cellular component (GO): microtubule minus-end
Molecular function (GO): calmodulin binding; spectrin binding; microtubule minus-end binding
Source: RefSeq, a predicted model, not a curated record
ACCGGGAGAAUCCACCGACGGCGUCUCCCCAUGACAACGGCAGCCAGACAAUCUAAAAGCGUCCGGGUGGCGGGAGAGCCACGUGCAAAUAUGCAUUUUUGAACUGUUACAUUUUGUAAACACAUUUCAUCAGUUUACGUCAUAAUUCCUGUAUAUAUGAGCGUCGCGUGCAGUUGUCAUGUAGCGGAGGCCGCGCUGGAUUGGAUUGCGUUGCUGGGCGGGGAGGGGUGACUGAUCAGACGGCUGAGAGAUCUCUAAUCAAAAGCAUCGGCGAUAUUCGGACAGUUUCAAAGCUGGAUUGUGGAUUUCCCGCGGGGUUCAAGGAUGGAUGGAGGAGCAUUGGCAGAUGGGGACGGUGGCCAGAGAAGAGUGGAUUCGGUUGAGGGGGGCCUUGAAAUUGUUCCUCUGGAAAUGUACGACUCAGCUCGGGCCAAGAUAGAAGCCAACCUCCGCUGGCUGUUUGCCAAAGCUUACGGUGAAGAGCACAUCCCGACUGACCUGAGGGACCCGUUCUACACGGAUCAGUACUGUGUGGAGCACAUAAAGCCGCCGGUUCUCUCUCUCCUGCUGUCUUCGGAGCUGUACUGCAGGGUGUGUGGGCUGCUGCUGAAGGGCGACCAAGCAUCUGCGCUCACCUCCCAUCAGGCUGUCAUCCAGACGCUUGCGCGGCGGGGAAUAUAUGCCAGAGAAGCCGAUGACACACCCGUUUCCCACGAUGACCUCUCUUCUACCCCCAUUAAGAUGAGUUCUCAUAUUCCUCUGAUUGAUGCUCUGAUGAUGGCAUAUACAGUGGAGAUGAUGGCUAUAGAGAAAGUCGUGACAAGCGUCAAACGCUUCUCGAACUUUUGUGCAUCUAAAGAACUCCCCUUCGACAUGGAGGAAGCCAUGCUGUUGUGGAUUAACAAGGUCAUUUUGAAGACGAGAGAGCUCUCUGAGAAGGAACUCAAGAUGAAACAGCCGCUCAUUGAUUCGCCGUGCCAUCAGAAGUCUCCCUCAAAAUGGUACUGGAAGCUCGUGCCUGUACGUUACCGUAGAGAUCACCUGUCUGGACGUCCUUUUCCUCACCUGGCUGUGAUGGAGGAUUUGAUGAAGGAUGUGUGUGACGGGGCGGCACUUCUAACGGUUAUCCACUUCUACUGCCCUGAAUACAUGAGACUAGAUGACAUAUGUCUGAAAGAGGUACCCUCGCUCCCAGAUAGCAUGUAUAAUGUCCAUUUACUACGAGAGUUUUCUAACGAAUACCUGAACAGGUGUUUUUAUCUCCAUGCUGAAGAUCUGCUCUACGGCCCACCUGUACUCAAGCAUAACGUGAUGGUUUUCAUCGCUGAGCUGUUUUGGUGGUUUGAAGUUGUGAAGCCAGACUUCGUAAAGCCAAGAGACCUACAAGAGAUAAAAGAUGUGAGACCAUCUCUUCAGCCAAAGAGUGUCCACCCCCAUGUGCCCAUAUCCAGUGCCACCAAGCGUAGCUUCUUAACGCCCUCCCCUUCAGCCGAUUCAUUGGUGACUAGUGCUAAUCCUGACGGUUGUAUGAGGUAUUACCUGCAUACUGAGGAGUCUUUGUCUGUAACUAAGAGAAGCCCCGCCCACAGCCCCUCCUACCCGCUUCUCUCACUGCGACAAAGACCACAGAAGCCCAUUCAGGGCGAGGAGAAUUCAGAACUCAGGAACAGGUCAAACUCGUUGUCCCAUAUGGAUGGACCAUUACUUGGAUCACAUCUUGCCUGGGCGGAAAGGAAACAAAGGCGCAUCUCUCAGAUGGAGAUGGACUGGGAACGUGUUUGUGGCGAUAACGUCAGCUUGGCUCGUUCCAUUAGUAAGGACAGUUUAGCGUCUAAUGUCAUUUCCAUUACUCCACGACACAGAAUCAAUGGCCAGCCCCUCCCCCAGACAUGUCACUAUGACAACCAGGAGGGAGAGGAGGAGCUUGUGGCUGUCAGUAACCCUGAGGGUUCGUCCAGAUCUAGAGAUGCCCAGCCCGAGAGAUACUUCUUAGAACCGUUGCAACCUGCGGUUCUUCGAGCAAAUAAGGAGAAAACUGGAAUUGGUAAAUGGGAAGAGAGUGGCGAGGGGCGGACUCAAGCACGCAGGCGGGCGUACAACCCUACAGAAUGCACACUCAACCGGACGUUUACUCCGAUCAAUAGCAAUAGCAUAGAGCCAGAAAGCACACAAACUGGGUCCCCUACGCAAUCUGGAAGCUUCUUCCUGCAUGACGAUGCAGAAUUUCUUCGUACUAGUCCGCUCGGAGGUUGGGAACACAUCACAUCAGACUCGGAAUUUGAGGAAGAUGAUGAAGUGGAAGAUCAGGAGCGAGAGCUUGCCAAAGCGCUGCUAUUGCAUGCUAGCCUGAAGUGUGUAGGCCGUGGAGACAUAGAGGAGGAGUCUGCGAAGCUGCGAGAGGACGAUCGUGUACAAGAACGGGAUGAUAAGGAAAGCUCAAGUGGACGGGCCAGUCCGUGCCCCAGCAUGUUAUCGCAGGCCAGCAGCACAUCAACGGGCACUGGACGCAUGACGAGUUUUGCAAAACGGCGUAGACAUAAAGUUGGAUUUCCCGAUGGUUGCUACAGCACUGGCAGCUCUCAAACUACAACUCCUGAUGGGUCUGAAAGUGGCCUCCUUCCAUCAGACAUGAGCCCGAGUACGCCUUUUGGAGGCACCCGACCUGGCCUCGCUUCCGAUCUCGUCCACCUUCGCAUGCAACUGGAGGAGAAACGUCGUACCAUCGAGAUGCAGAAAAAGAAGAUGGAGACUUUGUCGGCACGCCAAAGGCUGCAAUUGGGCAAAGCAGCGUUCCUGCAUGUCAUUAAAAAGGGAAGGAGUGACACACUGCCACACCCACUCAAACCAGAAAUGGUGCCCAAAGAGAAAGAAUUGGCAAAGGACGACACAUGCGUGGAAGUUCUUAAAGCCCGAGGCAAGGAGGCAGAGCAGUGCCCAAAUAAAGAAAUAUUGCCCCAGGGUACACCGGUAACACCCUCAGAGGUGGAUAAGGACAAUCGUUUGAGUGUCUCGAGAGGGUGCGAAGUUUUGGACAGUGUAGGCGGAGAGCCGGAUCUUGGCGAAUGCAGCCGCUCUAUCGAAUUUCUAAACGAAGCCAUUGGAGCAAUUCAACAACAAAUGAUGCAACUUUCGCUGCAGCAGGACUUACUCAUAAAACAGUCUGUUAAGUCACCCCAAGAACACUCACAAACACAUGCAACCAAACCGAACACUGUGCCGUCGUUAAACGAAAACGUACCAGAGCCGCCGCAUGAGGCUAAGUCCCAUCUCUUCGUGCAGUUCACAGAAACUAUUUCCACCGCAACAAAGCGACCUCCAAGACUUAGCUCGAGUCGUGCGCUUCAGACGAAACCUACCAACCUCAAACUAAGCAAGGUUGCCAACAGUCGCCCAAAAGGAAGCACUCUGACAACGACUGGUAACCCUAGACCCUCACUGGGUGGCAGGACCCCCCGGGCUGAGAAUGAAGAAGAGGGUGAGUCUAUAGAGGGUGGGCUUGGCUCAAAAGCAAUCAUUGAAAAUACCACAUUCAAACUGCAUGACUCUGGAACACGAAGUGCUGACAGUCUUGACUCGGCCCGAACUGAACUCCCCACCUUGGAACCUUCACCUGUGGAUGCGACCUGGGAGAGGAGAGAGUCUGGUGGCUCUGGGGAAGAGAAUGUUGCAGUACCGUCUGAAGAAAACCGAAGCAAAGCUCAGCUCAUUGAGGUUGACCUAUCUGACCUGGCUGACCCUUCUGAAACAAGCAUAGAACCUGACAGUGAACAGAAGCCUGGACUGGGCUUCUUCUUUAAGGAUGAUCAGAAAGCAGAGGACGAAUUGGCUAAGAAGAGAGCGGCAUUCCUACUGAAACAGCAGCGCAAAGCCGAAGAGGCGCGAAUACGCAAACAACUGCUGGAGGUGGAGUCAGAACUCAAGCGAGAUGAAGCCAGACGGAAAGCCGAGGAAGAUCGUGUACGUAAAGAGGAAGAGAAGGCUCGCAGAGAGCUGAUCAAACAGGAGUAUCUCCGUAGGAAGCAGCAAGAACUGCUGGAGGAACAGGGCGUGGCCAAGCCACGCCCACGCAACAGGAGGCCACGCCCCAAAUCACUACACCGUGCUGAAUCCUCAUGUUCUACUCCGGUUAGUCUGUGUUCUGCUCCCUCUGGAUCGUCUCUCUCAUUGGCUUCUGCUGCUACUGAAGGUGAUAGUGUUGCAUCAGGAGGGGCCAGUUCACACAGGGGCGAGUCAGUGGAAUCUUUUCCCAUAUUGAGCCGAAAUGCAAGCAGGAACAUGGAGCGGGACUGGGACAAUGCAUCAACGGCUUCAUCCAUCACUUCUGUAGCAGAAUACAAUGGGCCCAGGUUGUUUAAGGAGCCGAGCACAAAAUCUAACAAACCCAUCAUCCAGAAUGCCAUUGCUCACUGCUGUCUGGCGGGAAAAGUCAAUGAAGCCCAAAAGAACGCCAUUCUAGAGGAAAUUGAACGUUGUGAGUCCAACCACCUGAUAAUCCUUUUCCGUGAUGGUGGAUGUCAGUUCCGGGCGCUUUACUCAUAUUCCCCCGAAAUGGAGGAGAUCCUCAAACUGAAAGGCACCGGGCCACGAUCCAUCAGCCGCAAAAUGAUCGACAGACUCUUCAAAUACAGCUCCGACCGCAAACAGUUCACUGUCAUUCCUGCAAAGUCCGUCUCUGUCAGCGUUGACGCUCUUACCAUCCAUGGUCACCUGUGGCAGGUCAAACGGCCGAGCUCCAAGAAAAAAUCAUAACCAGUUCCUGUUGGCUCCUUGGAUUUCUCCGCUGCUUUCUGAUUGGCUACUGGGCUAUAUUCCAGUCUCCUUUUGAAUUUAAUGGCUCUUUUCUGGCGAGCAGGCCUCCUUAUCUCCAAUUGAGCUUCAUUUUGCAUUUCCUAAUGGACUCCUGCUUUCCUAAUGGCUCACCAGAUGCUGCGCUCCAUUUGACCACUGCGCGGUGACAUAUGUGGAGAAUGGGAGGAGCAUAUGUUUGAUUGACAGUUAAUGAAUGUGCUUUAGGGUUAUUUUAUUGUUCACUGUUUUUAGGCAGAAAACUGCAUGUGGCACUUUUCUGUUCGGAGGAAGUUUGAUUUUACACAGGGACGAAAGAUUACACUUCCACUACUUAGUUUAUGAAUUAUGUACACAAGCGUGGGGACGUUGCUAUGGUUACGAAUGCAUCCUGUGUUUUGGGUUUCUUAUACCUCUCCAUAUGCUGCUGUUCAUAGGUGACGCUCACCUUAACAGUGCAAUGCAAUUUAAGAACCACAUGAAAAGGUGUGUGUGUGCGUGCGCGUGCGUGUGCGUGCAUGAAUGUUGACUUUGAAGAGUUUCCAGCUUUUCAAUGUCAUGGUUUUAAAAUGUUUUAUCAUGAGAUGGUUCUGUUUUAUCAGUUAUUUUGUCCUUUUUGUGUAUUCACGCUGCCUGCUGACAGUAUUAACUUUUCGUAAUUCUUCUCUGAGGAACCAGAUUGUCAUGGAAACACAUUGCCACUGAUUGUGUGUGUGUGUGUGUGUGUUCAGGAAAGAAUGUUUGCACUCCAGGGACUCCUGUUGUACAUGCUUGGAUUGUAUAAAACCUUGCUUUAUCUUUUUCUUUAUUAUUAUUAUUUACCAUAUAUUUAUUUUAAAGAGGAACACUGAAAUUUAAUAAAUUAUA